Molecule: messenger RNA, 771 nt
Organism: Magnolia sinica
Lineage: Eukaryota; Viridiplantae; Streptophyta; Magnoliopsida; Magnoliales; Magnoliaceae
Exons: 5
Coding region: 367-771 (134 amino acids)
Biological process (GO): nuclear-transcribed mRNA catabolic process, deadenylation-dependent decay
Cellular component (GO): CCR4-NOT core complex; P-body
Molecular function (GO): molecular adaptor activity
Source: RefSeq, a predicted model, not a curated record
UCCCAUUUGCAGGUGAAGCUUUCUGUAUCUAUCAGUAGCCAGUACCUGACUGCAUUGCUCAUGGCCGCUCCUUUGGCUCUGGGAGAUGUGGAAAUUGAGAUAGUAGAUAAAUUAAUUUCUGUUCCUUAUGUUGAGAUGACAUUGAAACUGAUGGAACGCUUUGGUGUCACUGUGGAGCACAGUGGUAGCUGGGACCGAUUCCUGGUCAAGGGUAGUUAAAAAUACAAGUCCCCUGGAAAUGUGUAUGUUGAAGGCGAUGCAUCAAGUGCAAGUUAUUUCCUAGCAGGCGCAGCAGUCACCGGUGGCACUGUCACAGUUGAAGGUUGCGGCACAAGCAGUUUACAGAUCUUACAAUCAGUAUUGGACAUGACUCCAUUUACAUUCAGCAUCAAACUGGCUGCAGUUGCUUCUCGUAAGGAACACAUAAAUCUGGAGCAAUGGCUGAACGAAAAUCUGAGCACAUACAAGGAUACUUAUUUCAAGGAUUGUCUCAGGUUCUUAAAAGAAAUACCUUCUGCAGCAACAAAUGAUGCAUCUGCCAAUCCUUUCCAACAUUCCAGCUCUAUCAUAAAUCUUUAUCUAGAGACAAGUUCCACUCUUUUGAAGGUCCUUCAAGCCCAUUCUGGCCAGCUCAUCUCUCACCAACUUUCUGAGGAAUCGAGAAGGUUGCAGGCAUCAUCUGUGCAUGCUAAUCUAAGACUACAAAAAGGUGGAGCUACAGAUUCAUCAACACAUGAUGCAUCAUAUCUGAUUAUUCACUGGCCUCUUUAG